Molecule: messenger RNA, 3509 nt
Organism: Gadus macrocephalus (Pacific cod)
Lineage: Eukaryota; Metazoa; Chordata; Actinopteri; Gadiformes; Gadidae
Gene: kcnk10a
Product: potassium channel, subfamily K, member 10a
Exons: 7
Coding region: 558-2252 (564 amino acids)
Biological process (GO): potassium ion transmembrane transport; stabilization of membrane potential
Cellular component (GO): membrane
Molecular function (GO): potassium ion leak channel activity
Source: RefSeq, a predicted model, not a curated record
CCCUCGCUCUGGUGGUUGCCUCACCAGUUCGCCUUCAGCGGUUGCAUCGUGCUCGUGCUCUGGCAAAACGCAUCCAAGACCUCCUGGCCGCCGCCGCACGAGGAGAGGCGGGAUGAGGACCGCGGAGCGGAGCGCACACACCCCGUCAGGCUGGACCCCCGGAGCAGCGGCUGCAGACCCCCCGUGCGUGACAAUGUGAGCGUACUGUCUCUCCGACGGAGCAUCGACUCCACCCUCCUCCACCCUGCUCCACCUCCCCCAGCCUGCUCCACCUCCUCCUCCUCCACCCUCCUCCUCCACCUCCUCCUCGGUGUUUACCACAUGCUGCAGCGAACGGGCGGGCGGGUGUAUCUGAGGAUGCUCUGGUGAAGAGGAGUCGAUCGUAUCGCGGUUGGACGCAGGCUUCCAGUCCAGGACCCACCAGGACCCACCAGGACCCACACACCGGACCAGAGCCACCGGACCGGGCGCGGAGGAUGUGUUUUUAUGCCCUGCCUUUCUCUGUCCUCUCUCGGUUAAAGAAAGCCCUCCUCCACGGAGACUAGAAGAGAUCCAAGAUGAAAUUCCCCACGGAGAACCCCAGGAAACCCGGGAGCGCGAAGCCCGCAUCAGCCCCCCCUAAGAAGAUGCAGCCGGGGCUGGUGCAGUGCAGCCUGGUGCAGGCCAGCGUGGCCACCAUGCAGAACCCCAUGGGCUGCAGCCUGCCGCGCAUCUCCGUGACCCCCCGGCCCGCCAGCAUGGUGGCCAGCAUGGAGGGCGGGGCCGAGGGCGGCACCAUCACCUUCACCGUGAUGAAGUGGAAGACGGCGCUGGCCGUGUUCGUGGUGGUGGUGGGCUACCUGGUGGCGGGGGGGCUGCUGUUCAGCGCCCUGGAGCAGCCCUUCGAGAGCCACCAGAAGAUCACCAUCACGGCCGAGAAGGCGGCGUUCCUGGAGCGCCACCGCUGCGUCACGCCCCCUGAGCUGGAGGCCAUCAUCAAGCACUCGGUGGAGGCGGUGAAUGCGGGGGUGAGUCCCAUCGGAGACACCUCCUAUAACUCCAGCCACUGGGACCUGGGCAGUGCGUUCUUCUUUGCCGGGACGGUCAUCACAACCAUAGGGUACGGCAACAUCGCGCCCAGCACAGAGGGGGGGAAGAUCUUCUGCAUCCUGUACGCCAUCUUCGGGAUCCCCCUGUUCGGCUUCCUGCUGGCCGGCGUGGGGGACCAGCUGGGGACCAUCUUCGUCAAGAGCAUCGCCAAGGUGGAGAAGACCUUCAGGCGUAAACACAACCAGAUCAGCCAGACUAAGAUCCGCGUGGCGUCCACGUUGCUCUUCAUCCUGGCGGGCUGCAUCCUCUUCGUCACCAUCCCGGCCGUGGUCUUCAAGCACAUCGAGGGCUGGACCGGGCUGGAGGCCAUCUACUUCGUGGUCAUCACCCUCACCACCGUGGGCAUCGGGGACUACGUGGCCGGGGGCGACCGGCGCAUAGAGUACCGGGAGUGGUACCGCCCGCUGGUCUGGUUCUGGAUCCUGGUGGGCCUGGCCUACUUCGCCGCCGUCCUCAGCAUGAUCGGAGACUGGCUGAGGGUCCUCUCCAAGAAGACCAAGGAAGAGGUGGUGGAGAUCAAGGCGCACGCGGCCGAGUGGAAGGCCAACGUGCGCGCCGAGUUCCGCGAGACGCGGCGCCGUAUGAGCGUGGAGGUCCACGACAAGCUGCAGCGCGCCGCCACCAUCCGCAGCAUGGAGCGCCGGCAGCUAGGCCUGGACCAGCGCGCCGUCUCCCUGGACGUGCUGUCCCCCGAGCGCCGGGCCGCCUUCAACGGGCCGGACGCCGGCUGCAAGACGCCCUCCCAGGAGAGCAUCGACACCAAGAUCAACAACCUGCGCCUCCGCGGGGUGGAGCAGGCCGAGGGCGCCUCCGUGGUCACGGCGUCCGAGGACAACAUCUUCAACCGGCUGGGCUCCAUCUCGCGGCUCGCCCGUCGCGGCCGCAACCGCGAGCUGAAGAAGAACAUCUGCGAGGAGGCGCGGCGGCCGCGCAGCGCCGUGUACCCCGGCGGCCCCGCGGCGGGGCUGGAGCCGGGCAGGAGGAAGGACGUCUACGACGAGGACGACGACGACAAGGAGUGCAACGCCAGCCUCUCUGACUUCCCGCUGUUCGUGGAGGCGUGCAAGCCGCUCAACGGGUUCCUGCUGACGCCGAGGUCACGGGUCCACUCCACCGACACGGAGAACGAGGAGAACCUUGAGAUGGUGGACGUGGUUCCCUAGGCCUCGUGUCGCUCCUACUGGAGUUUUAAUCACCACCGCUGUGUGCCUUGGAUCUGUCCCUCUGCUCGGCCUGCUUAACCACGGGACCGCCCCGUCCCGCUCUGUGCCGUGACUUCUGGGUAAUUCCCAAACCCUUUCCCUGAUCCCCGUCAGCCCCGUGGGACCACGUAGUGUGUUGUGUGUUGGCCUCUUCCCUCAGGCUCGAUAGCACAGUAUUACAAAGAGAUUCUGAGUCCAGUUGUACCAAAUAAAUGUGAGCUCUGGGAGGAUGAGGAGAAGGCUGAGGGCCGAUGUGCAGCUCGCUGCAGAUGCAAUGUUCGCUAGUUUGAGCCAUGGAUGAACGGGAGGAUGGGCCGAUGGGGGCCACAGAGGAGGAUGCUGCUACCAGUUGGAACUUUCUGCUUUGGAGUUUGUCGCAAAUAGCGGCACAGGAGAUGUAUCAGAAUGAUGUAUUUUUAUGACCCAACGUGUCGAUGGCGGAUGAGAAAAAGAAUUAGGUAAAACAACAUGAAAAAAUAUAAUAUAAAUGCAUUGGACAAACUGUCGAAGAUGACACGCUGAAUAAUGUCUAUUUCUUUCCUUUUUCCAACUUAUAUUAUGCACCUACCCCACAAGGCAUGCCAAAAAUACAUCAGUAGUGGGUAGGCACGUCUCGAUCAGAUCCUGAAGGAUCUACUCACAGCCCUACUGCUCUUUGUCUCACACUCAUUCUCUGUCACAUGACACAAACACAAGAGCAGGAUUGUACUCUGAAUGCUGUUUCACAUUGACUCCGUCCACAUGUUUCACGCUGUAGAUCUCGGGAGAAGAUACCAGAUCCUAUACUGAUACCAGAUCCUAUACUGAGAGAUACCAGAUCCUAUACUGAUACCAGAUCCUAUAAAGAGAGAAGAUUACAGAUCCUAUACUGAGAGAGAUACCAGAUACUAUACUGAGAGAUACCAGAUCCUAUACUGAUACCAGAUCCUAUACUGAUACCAGAUCCUAUACUGAUACCAGAUCCUAUACUGAGAGAUACCAGAUCCUAUGCUGAGAGAGAUACCAGAUCCUAUACUGAUACCAGAUCCUAUAAAGAGAGAAGAUUACAGAUCCUAUACUGAGAGAGAUACCAGAUACUAUACUGAGAGAUACCAGAUCCUAUACUGAGAGAGAUAACAGAUCCUAUAAUGAGAGAGAUACCAGAUCCUAUGCUGAUACCAGAUCCUAUACAGAGAGAGGAUUCCAGAUCCUAUACUGAUACCAGAUCAUAUACAGAGA